AUGGCCAGCAACAAGACACUCCAACUUCCACCCGCAACAGCGGACCAGAAAUAUGUCGAAGUGUCGCCUAUACCAGGAGGCUUCAUUACGCUCGACGAGCACUUUUUUGUCAAGCCUUUCACCGAAGGAGCAAGACGCACGGUACCUUCGCUGACAUUCUUGGUCAAACAUCCUGGGUCGAACAAAUUUGGCGGCGACCCAUCGAAGCCCUUCCACCUCAUGUUCGAUCUCGGCCUGCGGAAAGCAGCAGAACGAUAUCCAGAAGUACUACAGAAACAUCUCGAAGGCAGAGCGCCGUAUGACCUCGCUCCAGGCGUGGCAGCUCAGCUCAGAGAAGGGGGCCUGGACCCAAGCGAUGUGAACUUGGUCAUGCUGUCACACGUCCACUACGACCACCACGGCGACCCGGAGGACUUCCCCAACGCCCAAUUUACGAUCGGCCAUGGCGCAAUGCACGUCCUCAAAAACGGCCUCGGCGGCUACGCUUCCCAUCAACACUUCGUCCCCGACACCCUUCCCGACGACCGAUCCAGCGAGCUUCCCGACCCCUCUGGCGGACAAUGGAAACCCCUAGGUCCCUUCCCAGCAACCCUUGACCUCUUCGACGAUGGGUCCGUCUACGUGAUCGAUACUCCCGGCCACCUACCCGGUCACGUGAACCUCCUCUGCCGGACAAAAGAGAAAUGGAUCUGUCUCUGCGGCGACGCGUUCCAUGACCGACGGUUGCUGACGGGGGAGAAGGAGAUAGGGGAGUUCAAGAGUCCGCAUGGGGUGAUGGUGUGUAUUCAUCUCGACAAGGAGGCGGCGGCGGAGUCGAUCAGCCGGUUGAGGGAGUUGCAUGAAGGGGUGGGCGAGGGGGUGGAGAUCAUUGCGGCGCAUGAGGACGAGUGGUGGGAGAGGAAUAAGGGGAAGAGGUUUCCGGGGAAGUUGUAG
Saxophila tyrrhenica is the source of this 933-nucleotide messenger RNA. RefSeq lists its product as uncharacterized. The record is from RefSeq and is a predicted model, not a curated record. Bases 1 to 933 code for a protein of 310 amino acids. The transcript has a single exon. NCBI's taxonomy places the organism in Eukaryota, Fungi, Ascomycota, Dothideomycetes, Mycosphaerellales, Extremaceae.